This is a messenger RNA of Prunus armeniaca (apricot), 303 nucleotides long. The record is from the annotation of a GenBank genome assembly. NCBI's taxonomy places the organism in Eukaryota, Viridiplantae, Streptophyta, Magnoliopsida, Rosales, Rosaceae.
AUGAUGAGAGGCACGUUCAUAAUAAUCCUUAUGUUUGCUGUGGGAACUUGGAUCAGUUCUGCUCAUGCAAGGGCUUUGAUAGGAACUAAUCCAAGGGAUCAAUCCAUGAGGAUAAUCAUGUUUGGAAGGUCCUCAACCUCUGCUGCUCCUUCGCUUCCACACAAAUCGCGGCCACCACUACAUUUUGGUCCUACACCUCCAGACGCAGGACCUCCACCUAAACCGUCUCCUGGGCCAACGAAAUACCAUGGUAUUGUAACUGGUGGUGGUAGUCUGCGAGUGUCCAAUGUGGCUUCAUUUUGA